Oreochromis niloticus (Nile tilapia) is the source of this 4396-nucleotide messenger RNA. RefSeq lists its product as uncharacterized. The coding region runs from base 2040 to 3704 and encodes 554 amino acids. The record is from RefSeq and is a predicted model, not a curated record. Lineage: Eukaryota; Metazoa; Chordata; Actinopteri; Cichliformes; Cichlidae. The transcript is spliced from 2 exons.
GAUUCAUUCCUUUGCUUAACUUGUUUUGGACCGUAAACAAGGCAUGAAUAGGACACCGGAAACAAAGCUCCCCACAGGAGUUUCCGCACUGAAAGUAGCAUAUGCUAACAUGCACAUAGUCAAUAGGUAGCAGCUUUCACGUAUGAAGCCUGACUUUCAAAAGUUAGAUGAAUUAAGGUCUAUACAGGCACAUUGUAUCAACUCUUAUAAUGGCAUAGGAAGUAUAUAAUAAUCAGGCGGGCUGCUGCUGCUUCAGACUUGAACUGGUGUCUCUGUGUGCUCAGUCUCCUUUUCCAGAAGUAAUUGGAGAGUCUACUACUAUGAGGGCAGUGGCAGCCAUUACAGCUGAGCAUGCAUCUGUUUACAGAAUUCGUACCAAAGUAACAGGCUGGUGCCGGAGACUACUUUUGGGAUUUAAAUAUAUAUUCUUAGUGCUUAUUUGCUGAUUAUAUUGUUUCUCUCUUAUACAUAAGUAUAAGAGAGGGACAGCUUUGAGUGUAAACUAGGUCGCAGGCUGACAGGGAACUGCAUGCUUUUGCAGAGCAUAUGAGGUGCAGACAGAAAGUGAAACUAAGCAUGUUAGGAGUUCGGUUUUGGUUAUGUGGUGUUUUUGUCUGUAUGUGUUUUUGGUGCCUCCCUUUUUGUAUAGGUAGGCGGGGCAGUGAGUCACUGAACCUGGCACACCUGUUACUCAUCAGAUGCUUUCUUCAGAAGUGUUCUUUAGGAGCUAUCUGACAGAAGAUUAGUGUCGGAGUAUUGGCGUUUUUGGAGAGUUGAAAUUUUGCCCCUGCCUGUUGGAGCCCUUAGAUUACUUUUGGUGACUUCUGACGAAUCUACGAACCGGGGUGGAACUGCUUUUCGUAACAGUUUUGGUGCCGAAACCCGGGAUUCGCUCGAGGCCCAGAGAGGACGAAUUGGCAGAGCUGAGAUCGUGAAAACGAGGCGAAGAGAGAGCCGGCUCAAUUAUUUACAAGGUAAGCACCACCUGUUUAUUUUCGAAGUGUGCAUAUUGAAUAAAGUCUAAAUUAUCUGUUCGCCAAGUUGAGCGUAUCUCAGUGUAAUUUCACUCAGUAGUUAAAAGAAACGGUGUUUGAUCCGUCUUAGUUAGUAAUUAAUAGAAUCAGUGUUUCAUCCGUGGCGGUGUGUGAUCCGUCUUAGUUAUUAGGAACAAAGUGGCGGUGUUGUGAUCCGUCCUCCGUGCGUUAAAGCAGGAAACUUGUGUUACUAUUAGUUAGAAAGCGGGGCUGAAAGGCCUCGUCACUGGUGAGGGCCGUGUGUGUCACGGGCUUGGUAGCCCCACCUAGUCUCGGACGCGGGGCUAGGACCUGUGAGGGCAGGAGAUCCAGGGUGGUCACCUGGGGAUUCGUGGCUCCUUAAAUAACUAAGUCGGGGAGAGGUCCCUGUCACAGUCUGAAGUAUGCAUAAAACCAGGAUCGGUUGCUUUCGCCGGUUAGAUUCCGAGCUGAGUUGAACCAGUGCCUGAUGCAGAAGGAGGGCUGUGUAGUGUGUUUGAAAGCGCAGUUCUGUGUCUCGUCUGAAGUACGGGUGUCAAUUAAAGUAACAAAAAGAAUUUGGGUUUAAAAGUGUGUGUUUGUGGUGUGCAGAAAUCGCGGCAGGAGGCCGUGUCGCGAAUUAUUGCAAACUGUGAAGUCAAUUGGGGGGUUGAAUUUGGUUUUAUUUUUUCUGGGGAAGAGAAACUGCGGUAUCCAGUCCGUGGCGCAGUUUGAAUAAUUCGUGAGGCAAAUGUGGCGCGAUCUGACGAUUGUGAGCCUAAUUGUCCUAGUUUUGUGAGGUGUGAGCGGACGGCACCCGCUCUUGGUGCUGACUGGGGCGUUCUCCUGGAUCAGCAGAGGAGGAAGUGUCCCGCAGUGAGUUGUGAAGGGGACUGCGAGAAGUAGGAGGUGUGCGAUAGCCAGCCUCAGGGGGCGGACUCAUCUGUGGGACGGAGGAGGAGUACCAAGGAGGAGCUCGGAGGGUUCCGAGGAAAACUACAGCGACAUCUGGUGGUAAGUAAAGGGAAUUUCAGGUGAGUUAAAAUAAUGACUGAUCAACAGGAGAUUAUUAGAGAAGGAGUGAGGAGUCCAACGGAGGGAGAAAUGCAAUGGAAAACUGUUGAGAAGCAAAAAGAGAAAUUAGGGGAAGCAUUGAAGAUCACCAUGACAGGACAUCUAACAGGUAAGAAUGGUAAAAUACUGGAAAUGGGGAAGGAAAUAAUGAGUGUAUGUGAUCAAGCUGGAAUAAAAGCUGAUAUGCGAUGCUCUCUUGCAAAAGUUUUGUUGGAAGCGGCCAAGGCAUCUGAGGAGAAGGAGGAGAAACUCAGGAAAGAGUUGGAUGGAGCAAAUAUCUUGGAGAAGAGGGGAGUUAAGGACCGAAUAAAAGAGGAGGAGGAGAGACGAGCCAGGCUGGCUGUAUGGGGAAUCAGCUGCCAAGGAUUGGAGCACUGGAUGAGGGAACCUGUGGAAGAGGAAGGUAAGUUGAGACCUGAUUGUCUUCCACACCCACAGCCCACGGCUCCUCUUUUUUCAGCAUGUCCUCCUCCAUAUUUCGGUAAUUAUCCUAUGUUGAGCAUUAAGGAUGGCAGCAUGGAGAAUGAAGAUGGUGUGGUGCUGCGACUAACUGGAGGGCAGGCUGAGUGUGAGUAUGAGGAGCAGCACCGCCCAAAGCCGCAGCAACAAAUGAUAACAAUAGAACCUGAAAAGACAGAGCCACCUGCUGCUCAGGUCCAGACCCAUGUGGAUCAUAAAGAGGAGGAGGACGAGGAAGGAGAAGAAGAACGGUCCAGUGCAGCAGGAGCAACAGCUAGGUCUCCUCCGGAAUUAUUAGCCGGAGAGGCAGAGAGAUUGGUGGAGAUGCUUCGCAAGCGACUCGAAGAAGAAGAACUGACUGAAAAAUUUAAAAAGCAAAAAGGAGUAGCUGAAGGGAAAGCAGUCCCGCCCUCGGAUGUGAGAAAAAAGGUGCAUCUUAAGGUGCACAUACCUAAGGUAAGAGGUGUUGACUCUUGGGAUGGAUGGAUACAGGGCACUCUGGAAGAGGAUAUAGAUGAAUGUAGUGUGCUUCAGAGUGCAGGAGGGGAUGAAGAUGACUCAAGAAGACGCCACGCGUUUGGAUCUAGAAAAGAGCGAGAGGAGAUGGAGGAGCAAUGGCUUCAAAGUGGAGGAAUGCGUGGAGAACAUCCAAUGUUGAGAAGAAGUCAAAUGACAGCGGCAGAAAACCCCCAGAAGGGGGUCAUGGGACAUUCCAAUUAUGCAUUAGAAAUGCCCCUAGUGGUCACAGCAGGGGGUGAGAGACGAUAUAAACCAUAUGGAGUAGGGGAUGUUACAGCCCUAGUGCAGAUGCUCCCACCCAUCAUUGAUGGAGGGGCGGGUUGGCUGAGACAACUUGAUAAAGUGACAUCAGGCACACAGCUCGCCCUGGGGGAUUUUCGAGCCAUAGCUGGCCGGUGUAUGACAGUUACUGCGCUGGAGGAAAUCCAGGUACUGGCAGCUGUCAUCACUAGACCGGACUCCACGUCCUUUUUCAGAGUGCAGGAGCAGAUUGGAAAUGCUGUGCGUCAACAAUAUCCAACCCCAAAUGCGGCUGCCAUUACAAAGUUGGAAUGGAAGCCUGAUCAAAACCCUAGAGAUUAUGUAGAGCAGGUGAAAGAAGUGGAUGCAGAACACAGGUUACAAUCCUUCUGCACGUGGUCUUCACCAGGUGUGGUUUAGAAAGGCAGUAUUAGAAGGGAUACCAGAAAAGGUAAGAGAAAAGAUUUUGGAUGUCCCUGAUUUAGAAGGGGCAGACGCACAUCGCUGGGAGAGACAUUUGGUGCAUUAUUUGGAUAAAUACAAGCAAGGUGAAGAUAAGAAAAAAGGGGAGGUGGAGGAGCUUCAGGAACAAUUGCUUAAGCUGAACUUGGGAGAAGCGAGACAGAAGGUAAGUGAAAAGAAAAAAGAGAACAAAUUAACUGAUUCAUCAAAGGUGAUGGUAGCUCAAGGCUGCCCACCUGAUUCUAAUAGACCUGAAUUUAAUCCAAAUGUUUAUCCAGUGAAUCCCUGGACACAUUAUGAUGGUUUGCAGAGUCCACCCAUGGCCAGCUGGGGAGGUAAUGUGUGGCCCGGUAGGGGUAGGGCUAGAGGUCGUGGUGGCCCGGUGGGUGUGAGGGGCACCUUGGGCUAUGGAAGGGGUGUGCCUGGAGCGGGUCGUGGGUUUAGAGGUGUCUGUUGGAUGUGUUAUCAGCCUGGGCACCUGGUGAGAGACUGUCCACAGCAGCCACAAAUUCAACAGCAAAUGGGUCCGCCUCAAGCAGGAAGGGGUGGUCCAUUUCAUCAGGCUCCAAACCCACACAUGAUCCCUGGACCAAGACCUCAAAUGCCGACCUGGGAGGCUGGCUGGAACAGCCAGGACUGGCAGCAGUGAC